AUGGGAGGCACCAAUAAGCCUGGCAAGCCCAAAAGCAAACGAGUGAGUGUGCGGUUACGACAUUCAAUACAAAAAGCUUCUGCUGCGAAGCAAAAAAAGGACCGCAAGUUGGGGAAGAAGAAUCCAGAAUGGCGAUCGAAGUUAAAGAAAGAUCCUGGCAUUCCCAACCUGUUCCCGUACAAGGAUAAGAUCCUGGCAGAAAUCGAAGAGGGAAGAAGAAGAAAGGCUGAAGAUGCGGAAAAGAGGAGAGCCGAUGCAAAGGCGACGAAAACUGGGGAGAAGACUGGGGAGCAGAUGGAUAGAGAGAUGGAGCUUAAGAUGGAGGGCGUAGAGGAAGAAGAGAUCCUCGACGAGGAGAUGGACGAGGAUAUCGAUGAAGAUGCCAAUCCUAUGGCGGCAUUACUGGCCAGCGCACGAGCUGCAGCACAACAGUACGAAGAUGAACUCGAGAGCGGGGACGAAAUGGAUGAAGACGACGAAUCCGAGUCAGAUGAAGACGAGGAAGGCGGUGUCGAGCUUUCCGGAAUGCCUACACGAAAAGAUGGAUCAAGAAAAGCAUUCGACAAAGUCUUCAAGCAAGUCGUCGACCAAGCAGAUGUCGUUCUCUACGUCCUCGAUGCCCGCGACCCUGAAGGCACAAGAUCAAAGGAAGUCGAACGAAUGGUCAUGGCUGCAGCAAGCGGUGGAAAGCGACUUAUCCUCAUCCUUAACAAAAUCGAUCUCAUUCCAGCCGCAGUCCUCAAAUCUUGGCUCAUCCACCUCCGAAGAUAUUUCCCAACCUUACCCCUCCGAGCUUCUGGCCCAGCGCCAAACGCACAUACUUUCAACCAUAAAGAAUUAACUGUACAGAACACCUCCGCCACCUUAUUCAAGGCACUCAAAUCUUUCGCCGCAGCCAAGCAACUGAAGCGUGCAGUCACAGUGGGAGUAAUCGGCUACCCCAACGUCGGCAAGUCGUCCGUGAUCAACGCUCUCACAUCCCGGCUCGGCGGUGCAGGAGCAGCAUGUCCCGUUGGGGCCGAAGCCGGCGUCACCACUUCUCUCCGAGAAGUCAAAAUCGACAGCAAAUUGAAACUUCUCGAUUCCCCGGGAAUCGUGUUCCCCAGCACUGGAGAUGGAAGCAAAGCCUCGAAGAAGGAAGAGCAAGCCAGACUUGUGCUGCUGAACGCGGUGCCGCCGAAGAUGAUCGAGGAUCCAGUUCCAGCUGUUACGUUGCUUUUGAAGCGGUUAUCGAGAGCAGAAGGCAUGAUGAACAAAUUGAUGGAUGUCUAUGGCCUGCCGCCGCUUAUGACUAGCAAUGGAGAUCCUACUACGGAUUUCCUUGUUCAGGUUGCGAGGAAGAGGGGACGAUUGGGGAAAGGCGGUGUGCCGAAUAUUGCGAGUGCGGCUACGACUGUUAUUACGGAUUGGAGGGAUGGCCGGAUUCAGGGCUGGAUGGACGCUCCUGUUCUGGCGAUUGCUCCUGAUGCUACUGCUGCGACGUCCAAUGAUGGACCGGUUGUGGGUGAUCAGAAGGAGAUUGUUACUGAGUGGGCUGCCGAGUUCAAGCUUGAGGGGCUGUGGGGAAAUGGGAAGGAUGAAGUCGAGGUGGGAACCAUGCAAGAAUAA
Messenger RNA from Hyaloscypha bicolor E, 1608 nucleotides. RefSeq lists its product as uncharacterized. Gene Ontology annotation, molecular function: GTP binding. The coding region runs from base 1 to 1608 and encodes 535 amino acids. Lineage: Eukaryota; Fungi; Ascomycota; Leotiomycetes; Helotiales; Hyaloscyphaceae. The record is from RefSeq and is a predicted model, not a curated record. Gene Ontology annotation, cellular component: nucleolus. The transcript has 2 exons.